AUAUAGUAAGGUUAUUAUGUGAAAUUGGAAGAGAGGUCUACUACUAGAGACAUCACAAUAAUGGAAGAGAAGAGAGUUAGUUCCAUUAGUUUUGAAGAUUCUGCUACAAAGGGGGAGGUGAAAGAAGAAAAUGGAAGGUUGAAGAUGAUCACAGAAAGAGUAGAAGAGAAUUAUCACUCUCUUCAACUCCAAUUCUUUGAUAUCCUUACAAAAAAAGCAUUCAAAGAAGUUGUGAGUGAUUCAGCUACAAACACAAUUGGUGAUGAAACUGAAGAGGAGCAUGAACUUGUUUCACUUUGCCUUGGAAGGAAUCCAAGUAAGCAUAACAAAGAUGUUGCAAGAAUUGGAAACAACUCCAAAAUCAAGGUUAAUAAAGAAAAUGAAGAGUUUGAAAAACCAUGUUUAACUCUUGGAUUAGACUCUAAAUAUGUGUUGCCAAAGGAAUCAGCAGAAGAAACUUUGUCAUCAAUAAAACAGAAACAUCAAGUGAAAGUGAAGAAUAGUUCAAAUGAUGGAAGUUCAGAUCAAAUGCCUGCUAAGAGAGCCAGAGUUUCUGUUAGAGCUAGAUGUGAUUCUCCUACGAUGAAUGAUGGAUGCCAAUGGAGAAAAUAUGGACAGAAAAUAGCAAAAGGAAAUCCAUGUCCACGAGCAUACUAUCGUUGCACGGUUGCGCCCGCAUGUCCGGUUAGGAAACAGGUGCAAAGAUGUGCUGAAGACUUGUCCAUCUUGAUCACAACAUACGAAGGAACACAUAACCACCCACUUCCAUUUUCAGCAUCAGCUAUAGCUUCCACCACUUCUGCUGCAGCUUCCAUGCUUAUUUCAGGUUCUUCAGAGUGUCACAAUUCUUCAUUUUUUAAAAAUGUGUCAACACUACACAGUGGUGUUACUGGUGUAUGUCUUGGUCAGCAGUUUGAUCAAUCAAGAGCAACAAAAAAUGUCUUCCUACCAAACAAUAAUGUAACUUUAGACCUCACUUUUUCUGCUUCAAACACUUUAUUACCUUCAAACACUUCUUCUGUUAACCCUUUCACAAUGCCUAUUCCUUUUGAGGAGAAAACACACAUAAUAAGGCCAGUUAUGUUGAGAAACUCUUCAAGUUGGGGUAAGCAUUUUUAUGAAGAGUGCAUGAGGAACCGAACUCUUCAUCCUCCAAAGGAUGCUUUUUUAGCAGAAACAAUAACAAAAGCAAUGAAAAGAGAUCCAAGUCUUCAUUCUGUGAUAGCUGCUGCAGUUUCAUCUAUUGUGGGGCAACAAGGAUAUUCAACAAGUUGCAACAACCAAGAAGGGUCAGAGAUUCUUAUACCUUCAACUCAAUUGGGAUCUUCCAUUCCCUUCAAUCAAAGUAACAAAGGAUUCAUAGAAGGGUACUUCAAAAGAUUGUUGUCCUCAAGUUCUGGUGCUGGAGACAUGCUUCCAUAGUUGAUCACAUCAACAAUUAAGUUCAGAAGAUAGAAACCAACACAAAUCAUUAACUCUCUUGUCCUCUUAACCACGGUCUGACGACUAGACAAGGUUCAAUAUGACUAGAGUCGCGAACAGUAUAACUAAACUCCUAAUAGUUAAAGUCGCAAACAAUAUGACUCACAAGAGUAGACUUAGAACAAAAAGAAGGAACCAAAUAUAAUGUUGUAACCAUCAUGCACAUGGUUAUUCCAUGCCCUUUUUGUAACUACUUUUACUUUAUCACCGUAUUUGCAGUAAACUGUAACUGUAAAGGUAUAAGUCUUC
Messenger RNA from Arachis stenosperma, 1731 nucleotides. Its product is annotated as probable WRKY transcription factor 72. Lineage: Eukaryota; Viridiplantae; Streptophyta; Magnoliopsida; Fabales; Fabaceae. Gene Ontology annotation, biological process: regulation of DNA-templated transcription. Gene Ontology annotation, molecular function: sequence-specific DNA binding; DNA-binding transcription factor activity. The coding region runs from base 61 to 1422 and encodes 453 amino acids. The record is from RefSeq and is a predicted model, not a curated record. The transcript is spliced from 4 exons.